GAACAUAAACACGAAGCAGCUGUAUAUAUAAGUUAAAAGAAGUCAAGAAACACGAGAAGGACUGAGUCGGGAAAACGUAACCAGAAACGGAGGCGUUGAGAACAAGACCUUUAACAGAUCGAUUGUUCUAAUAUUUGACAGGUUGUGCACACCUCUAGCUGCAAUGCAUGCUUGGUAUUAACAAACAAAACUCAUUCAUGACUCAUUCAUCUGCUCUCUCACUAUCAGGGAUGAGUGAUACAGACACCAGCAGAAUAAAAACUGAAGAUGUUCCAGAACAAAGAGAUCUAAUGGAAGUGAAAGAAACAUCAGUUUGUCCUCAUUGUGGAAAUGGAUUUGAAAGUGAAGAGCAGCUUGUGAAGCACAUAAGAAUCCACACUGGAAAAAAGCCUUUCACCUGCCCUCAGUGUGAAAAACAUUUCUCAAGCCAAAGAAGACUUACUGCUCACAUGAAAAUCCACAUUGAAGAGCGUCCAUACACAUGUGAUGAGUGUGGAAAGAGUUUUGCACUAAAACUUAAUUUUCAAGCUCACAUGAGAGUUCACACUGGAGAACACCCAUACACAUGUGUUCAGUGUGGAAAGAGUUUUGCAGAGAAAAGAAAUCUUGAUAACCACAUGAAAAUUCACACUGGAGAGCGUCCAUACACGUGUGAUCAUUGUGGAAAGAGUUUCAUACAAAAAAAAAAUGUUGUGGUCCACAUGAGAACUCACACUGGAGAGCGGCCAUACACAUGUGUUCAUUGUGGAAAGAGUUUUACAGUGAAGACAAAUCUUGAUUACCACAUGAGAAUUCAUAGUGGAGAGCGACCAUACACAUGUGAUGAGUGUGGAAAGAGUUUCACACAAAAAAAACAUCUUGUUGUCCACAUGAGAGUUCACACUGGAGAACGCCCGUACACAUGUGUUCAGUGUGGAAAGAGUUUCGUAAGAAAAAGCAUUCUUGAUGCCCACAUGAGACUUCACACUGGAGAGCGUCCAUACACAUGUGUUCAGUGUGGAAAGAGUUUUGCAGAUAAAAGCAAUCUUGAAACCCACGUUAGAACUCAUACUGGAGUGUGUCCAUACAAAUGUCCUCAGUGUGGAAAGAGUUUUGCACAAAAAAAAUGUCUUGAUGUCCACAUAAGAUAUCACACUGGAGAGCGCCCAUACACCUGUUCUCAGUGCGGAAAGAGUUUCAUACAAAAAAUCAGCCUCGAUAUCCACAUGAGAGUUCACACUGGAGAGCGUCCAUACAUGUGUGUUCACUGUGAAAAGAGUUUCACAGAUAAAAGAAAUCUUAAUACCCACAUGAGGAUUCACAGUGGAGAGCGUCCAUACACAUGUGGUCAGUGUGGAAAGAGUUUCGUACAAAAAAACAGUCUUUAUGUCCAUAUGAGAACUCACAGUGGAGAACGCCCAUACACAUGUGUACAGUGUGAAAAGAGUUUUAGAUACAAAAGAAAUCUUGUGGACCACAUGAAGGUUCACAUUAAAGAACGUCCACACACCUGUACAGAAACAGGAAAUUAGUCUUAAGAAACACAAGCUCGAAUUCAUGCUGAAGAAAGACUGUACACGUGUCUGGGGUGUUGAAGGAGUUUGCCAAAUAAAGGAAAACAUACUUAAGAUGUGAGUGACAUGUCUAGUCUGAUUUGUUAAAAAUACAUUUGUAGAAAAAAACCUGUAUCUAGUAGUUUUUUUGUUGUUUUAUCAUUCUAGAAUUGUUUGAGCCUAAGCAAAGUAUGUCUAAAGGACGUCAUUUCUAUGUCGUUGUCGAGGUUGAAAAGAAGUUGAAAAGUUUUUCUACAACUUUUUAAAACAUCCACUGAAUGUCUGAUAUUGACGUCCAAUGGACCUCUGUACAAAAUUAAACUGUUUCAGAUGUGGAGCUUCCAGACAAAUUUCAGUUUUCACAUGGAGAUAAAUCAUUAGAUGAGACUGUUUGAAAUAAACUGAGUUGUUGAUUUGU
Triplophysa dalaica is the source of this 1950-nucleotide messenger RNA. RefSeq names its product gastrula zinc finger protein XlCGF57.1-like. Bases 168 to 1511 code for a protein of 447 amino acids. Gene Ontology annotation, molecular function: DNA-binding transcription repressor activity, RNA polymerase II-specific; RNA polymerase II cis-regulatory region sequence-specific DNA binding. Gene Ontology annotation, biological process: negative regulation of transcription by RNA polymerase II. Lineage: Eukaryota; Metazoa; Chordata; Actinopteri; Cypriniformes; Nemacheilidae. The record is from RefSeq and is a predicted model, not a curated record. The transcript has 3 exons.